Cladocopium goreaui is the source of this 1546-nucleotide messenger RNA. NCBI's taxonomy places the organism in Eukaryota, Dinophyceae, Suessiales, Symbiodiniaceae. The record is from the annotation of a GenBank genome assembly.
AUGCCUCCGAAAUUUGUGAGUGAUGGUGUACAUUUCAAGCAUGCAUUUUGCUCGUUGAACAACGGCAAGCUGGACGACUUCUACAAGGUCGAAACCAAGAAGAAACUUGGUGAAGGAUCAUAUGGCUCUGUCUCGAAGGGUGUGCACAAGUCCACUAACGCGGUUCGUGCUAUCAAGGCCAUUGACCGCACCAAGAUUGCAGAUGGAGAACGCUUCCAGACCGAAGUUGACAUUCAGUCGGCCUUGGACCACCCGAACAUCGUCAAGCUCUACGAGGUCUUCGUCGAUGCCAAGAAGGUCUACUUGGUCAUGGAACUCUGCACCGGUGGUGAGCUCUUCGACCGCAUCUUGGAAGAGGCUGAGAAGCACGAAGGAAGCGAUGCCGCCAGAGCGUUCGAUGAGCGCGGUGCCGCCACUUACAUGCAGCAGAUCCUGGGAGCAAUGAGCUAUUUGCACAACAACGACUUCGUUCAUCGUGACAUCAAACCAGAGAAUUUCUUGCUCCAAAACAGGGAUCCAGAUGCGCCCAUCAAAGUGAUCGACUUUGGCCUGGCCAAGAAUCACAAGGUGGCGUCCGGAGAGAAGAUGAAGACCAAGGCCGGCACCCCGUACUACGUCGCACCGCAAGUGCUGGAGGGUUGUUACGAUGAGAAGUGUGAUGUUUGGAGCUGUGGGGUGAUUUGCUACAUUCUGCUCUGCGGCUAUCCUCCGUUCUAUGGGGACAGUGAUUCCGACAUCUUGCGAAUGGUGAAGAAAGGCGUCUUCACCUUCCCCGCCGAGGACUGGGAGGACAUCACGGCGGACGCCAAGGAGUGCAUCUCGCUGAUGCUCACCUUCAACGCCUCCAAGCGGCCAACUGCAGCACAGAUGCUGGAGCACCGGUGGCUCGACAAGAACGCAGAGGCUCCCAAGGGCAAACCUCCAAAAGACCUGUGCAAGAACCUCAAGAAGUUCAAUGAGGGAUCCCGCAUGAAGAAGGUGGCCCUGACCUUGAUCGCCCAGCAGCUGAAGGACGAAGAUUUGGAGCAGCUGCGCAACACCUUUCUGGUCCUCGACAAGAACAAGGACGGCACCCUAAGCAUCGAGGAGAUCCAGAAGGGCAUCGCAGAGAGCGCCGUGGAGAUUCCCGGGGAUCUCAUUGAAAUCAUGAAGAACUUGGACACCGAUGGAUCAGGAAACAUCGACUACACGGAAUUCAUCGCCGCAACUCUGAGCCAGAAGCAGUACCUGAAGAAGGAAGUGCUGUGGUCGGCUUUCAGGGUCUUCGACAAGGACGGCGAUGGACGGAUCACCAAGCAGGAGCUGGCCGCCAUUUUGAAGGAGCAAGCCGAUGGCGAGGCGAUCAAGGCAAUGGUGUCGGAAGUGGACCUGGAUGGCGAUGGCGAGAUCUCCUUCGACGAAUUCGUGAAAAUGAUGGAGAAGGGCGUGGACGUGUCGAAGUAGACAGACUCAACAGGCAUUCGACAGAAGGUGCAGCGACACUGAGCUUUGGUGAAGAAACAGUCUCAGCAUAGCAGGCUCACCAGAGCGAACAGCACGACCUCAC